Molecule: messenger RNA, 542 nt
Organism: Capsella rubella
Lineage: Eukaryota; Viridiplantae; Streptophyta; Magnoliopsida; Brassicales; Brassicaceae
Product: anaphase-promoting complex subunit 11
Exons: 4
Coding region: 111-284 (57 amino acids)
Biological process (GO): positive regulation of mitotic metaphase/anaphase transition; protein ubiquitination; anaphase-promoting complex-dependent catabolic process
Cellular component (GO): anaphase-promoting complex; nucleus
Molecular function (GO): cullin family protein binding; zinc ion binding; ubiquitin protein ligase activity
Source: RefSeq, a predicted model, not a curated record
GAGGGAGCCAUGAAAGUCAAGAUCUUGCAGUAAGUUCCUCGUCCCUUAUAUGGCAUGCAGUUGCUUCAUGGACAUGGGAUGCACAAGACGAAACAUGUGGGAUAUGUCGGAUGGCUUUUGAUGGUUGUUGUCCUGAUUGCAAACUUCCUGGAGAUGAUUGCCCUCUAAUUUGGGGAGCUUGCAACCACACGUUUCAUCUUCACUGUAUAUUGAAGUGGGUGAAUUCACAGACGAGCCAAGCUCAUUGCCCAAUGUGCCGAAGAGAAUGGCAGUUCAAAGAGUGAACAAAUAAUGAGGAGGAUUAGUCUUAAGCUCACAUCAUGGUGGAUGCUUUGGAAUGAUCUCUUGAAGCUGUACCUGGAUCAUUAGUCUUUGAUUUUUUAACCCUUGCUCAAAGGCAAGUUAGAUUUGAUAAUCUUUUUGGAGCUUUGUGUGAGCUCCAUCAUUUAUGACUAUGAUGUGUUUGUUAGUGUAGUUAGUUAUUCUGUGUCACAUCGCAUUUGAAUUUGUUAAUAAUAAUUCGCUGGAUUCUUAUUUUUUCA